UUAAUUUUGUUUUGCGAUGAUUUUCUUGUGUAGCUUACAAACUACACCAGAAUAUAAAUAUAUGUGUUACAUUGUUCUUCCUUUUCCGCUUAGAGUUAAAAUGCCACUGUUGAAUCUGACAGAUUACCCGCCCCUGCCGUAAAACGAACAGUGUUGUGCAUGUAUAUGCUAUGUCCGGGUAAGAGGCUAGUAAUGAGUGGUAAGGUGUUUUACUCUUGUCCCAUUUUAUGGGUUUUGUUUGUUCUCGUUUCGGAAUAUGGGGUUGUGUCUACCCUUCAAAAUGUCACCAGAGAGCUUUUUGGAACGGAGUCUCGUGGCACUAUUGCUGCUUUUGGGGAUUUUAAUUCAGACAAGCAAACAGAUCUAUUCAUUAUUAGAGCAGGAAGAGAAUUAAUUGUCUUCCUUGCUGACCAAAGUGCACCAUACAUGAAACCGAAGGUUAAAAUGACACUGAAAGACACACAUGCUGUAAUUACAAGUGUCGUCCCUGGAGAUUUUGAUGGAGACUCUCAGAUGGAUGUACUACUCACCAUUCGACCACAGCAAGCUAUCAGCAUGGAGCUAAGCGUAUUGAUCAUCUGGGGAAAUAAUGAGAUGUUGGAUUCCAAUCACUCGUUGAUCCUGAAUCAGACAUUUGUGGAUGAGCCUCUGGUUAUGGAUUUUGAUGGUGAUUUGAUACCCGACGUUCUGGGAACAAUAAAAGGAGAAAAACAGCUACAUGUAUUUUCACUGAAAAAUAGACUCCUGACAAGUUUAAAACUGGAUUCUCAGAGUGAACGAUAUAAACCCCAUUCACAUGCAUUUAUUGAUCUAAAUGGAGAUUUUACUGCAGAUUUGUUCUUUACUACGGUGAAUCCCUCUUCCCAGCAGAUUCAGUUUGAAGUCUGGUUGAAUAAGGAUGGCAACUUUACAAAUACAACAUACAUCACCAAAAGACCUGAUGACAUAAAGAUUACUGGACAGUCAGUUUUUGCAGAUUUUGGUAAGUUUGAUGGAAAAGAACACAGUUGUGGAUAG
Protopterus annectens (West African lungfish) is the source of this 1017-nucleotide messenger RNA. RefSeq names its product T-cell immunomodulatory protein-like. The coding region runs from base 160 to 1017 and encodes 285 amino acids. The record is from RefSeq and is a predicted model, not a curated record. Lineage: Eukaryota; Metazoa; Chordata; Ceratodontiformes; Protopteridae. The transcript is spliced from 8 exons. Gene Ontology annotation, cellular component: plasma membrane.